AAUACGACUACCGUUGCAGACGUCACCAGCGUCGUCGGGUCUGGGAGCUAAUUUUCGCGUCGGACAAUCCACCGCCUGGGUUUGCUUAGUUCAUCAAAUCAUCGGCUUUCCCACCAUACCAUAUCACUCUCUUCUCGUGUUUCUUCCCAUGCCCAUUUUCCCUUUCUUAUGCUUCUUUGAGUUCAGAGAAUUUCACUGGCAAAUCUGUUUUCCCCCUCCAUUUUGUUUAUGUUACAUUUUUAAAACGAAACUCGUUAACACAACUAUGAGCUCAAUCUGUUGAAACAAUGAUUUGAUUGCCGGAUCCAAGGACGUCGCUUGAUCACGGGCCCCCAAGAUGGCGUGGUUUAGUGGAACAAAUUCAUGGGGCAACUUCCCUGAUUUGGCGGGAGCAGUGAAUAAGCUUCAGGAGAGUGUGAAGAAUAUUGAGAAAAAUUUUGACUCCGCUCUUGGGUUUGAAGAGAAGUCUGAAUCCAGCAGUGAAGGUGCAGGAUCAUGGCCUGUUGCUACAGAAAAGAAAAGCUUAUUCAAUCCUGUUAUGACCUUAAUGGGGAAUAACAGUGAGGAAAGUACUGAGAAAACAUCUGGACAGUCUGAACCGUCUAAACAAAAACCUGUAUCUGAGGACGUGAUGGAAAAAAAUGAGCCUUUAGAUCAUCCAACAAUAACCGAGGGAAAAGAAAUGGUUGGACCUGAUAAUGCAGCCCAUACUGAAGCUGAAGAAAUUGCUUCUGGAGAAGAAAAGAAAGUGAUCACAGUACAGGAGGGUGAUGAGCAUAUAGAGUCAGCUAAUGGAACCAUAAUGCAGAAGUCAGACCAUGAAAAGGCAGAAAACCAGUUACCAGCAAUGUCAGCUGAUUUGUCUGAACCAGCCAUUCAGAAUGUUGAACGUUCUGUGUCUAUUGACAGCCCUCAAGAAAAUGAAAUUGGUGAAGUUGAGACUACUGCAAGCCUAGUGUCAGUGCAACCCAAGCCUGUUAAUCUUGGGCAGGAUCAAGUUGAGAGUAGUUUGAGUGAGCAAAGUGAGUCACAUGGUGUUGCUGAUGUGCAAGACAAGACAGAAGAUGAGAGUAAAGAAGAGAGGGUGCAAGAAAAAGCAAGUAUGGAGCAAGUUUCUCCUGUCCAACGUGAGGAAUCAGGUCACGGUGAGGAUGGAGAUGAGACAAAGCCUCCUGUUUUGCAUUAUGUGGCUACUGAGGAAACUGAUAGCAUUGAUCAGUCAUAUAAUGAACACUUAACCAAUGCUAUUCCUAACGAGUCUUCUAUUGUGCUACCCAAUUUGGGUUUGCAUGAAAAUGAAGAAAUUCUUAGGGCAAUUGAGGGGGAUCAUUUGGUCAGUGAUGUUGAAACUGACAAGAAAGAGCGGCAGUUAAGUUCUGUAACAGGUAAGUCUGACUCAGAUUCUUUGCUUGAACUGGGGGUGAAGAGUGAGAUGAAAAUGAUGGAAACUGCACUUCAAGGUGCUGCAAGACAAGCUCAGGCUAAAGCUGAUGAGAUUGCCAGAUUAAUGAGUGAAAAUGAACACAUGAAAGCUAUGAUUGAGGAUUUAAAGAGAAAAUCCAAUGAGGCAGAAGUUGAGUCUUUGCGUGAGGAAUAUCAUCAGAAGAUUGCAACUCUUGAGCGAAAGUUGUAUGCUCUCACUAAGGAAAGGGAUACGCUUCGACGAGAGCAGAGUAAAAGAAGUGAUGCAGCUGCUUUAUUGAAGGAAAAGGAUGAAAUAAUUACUCAAGUUAUGGUUGAAGGUGAAGAGCUUUCAAAAAAGCAGGCUGCUCAGGAAGCUACAAUGAGGAAAUUAAGGGCUCAGAUUAGAGAGCUUGAGGAGGAGAAGAAAGGUUUGACUACUAAACUUCAGGUGGAGGAGAAUAAGGUAGAAAGUAUCAAGAGGGACAAGUUGGCUACAGAGAAGUUAUUGCAGGAAACAAUACAGAAGCAUCAAACAGAAUUUGCAGCACAGAAAGAAUAUUAUUCUAAUGCUUUAGCAGCUGCUAAGGAGGCUGAAGCAUUAGCAGAGGCACGUGCUAACACUGAAGCUAGAACUGAACUAGAGAGUCGUCAAAGAGAGUCUGAGGAACGUGAAUCCAUGCUGGUCCAGGCACUUGAAGAAUUGAGGCAAACUUUAAGUAGACAGGAGCAACAGGCAGUCUUCAAAGAAGAUAUGCUUCGAAGGGACAUUGAGGAUCUUCAAAACCGAUAUCAGGCAAGUGAAAGACGUUGUGAGGAACUGAUUACACAAGUUCCAGAAUCUACAAGACCACUUUUAAGGCAAAUUGAAGCCAUGCAGGAAACAAAUGCCAGAAGGGCAGAAGCUUGGGCUGCUGUUGAGAGAACCCUCAAUUCUCGACUACAGGAAGCAGAGGCUAAAGCUGCAGCUGCCGAAGAAAGAGAGCGGUCCAUAAAUGAACGCUUAUCUCAAACCUUGUCUCGAAUUAAUGUCCUUGAGGCUCAGAUUUCAUGCCUCAGAGCUGAACAGAACCAGUUAAGUAGGUCCCUUGAGAAGGAGAGACAAAGGGCAGCUGAAAAUAGGCAGGAAUACCUCGCAGCCAAGGAGGAAGCUGACACUCAAGAAGGUCGUGUGAGACAGCUUGAAGACGAGAUUAGGGAACUGAGGCAGAAACACAAACAUGACUUACAGGAGGCAUUAAUUCAGAGGGAACAUCUACAGCAGGAGAUCGAAAAGGAAAAGGCAGCACGGGUAGAUUUGGAGAGGACUGCUCAUGAUCACUCUCCCACAACCAAGAAAAUUUCUGCUUUUGAGAAUGGCAACCUAUCUCGGAAAGUCUCUAGUGCGAGCUCCUUGGGAAGCAUGGAAGAAAGCUACUUUCUGCAGGCAUCACUGGACUCAUCUGGCAGUUUCUCGGAGAGAAGAAACCCUGGAGAGCCAAGCAUGAGUCCUUACUAUAUGAAGAGCAUGACACCUAAUGCUUUUGCAGCUGCCCUUCGUCAAAAGGAGGGUGAACUUGCUUCAUAUAUGUCACGUUUGGCAUCAAUGGAAUCUAUUCGUGAUUCUCUUGCUGAGGAGUUGGUCAAAAUGACAGGACAGUGUGAGAAGUUGCGUGGGGAGGCUACCAUGUUGCCAGGCUUACGAGCAGAGUUAGAAGCACUAAGGAAGAGGCACUCUGCUGCUUUGGAGUUAAUGGGAGAACGUGAUGAAGAGCUGGAGGAACUUCGUGCGGAUAUUGUGGACUUGAAGGAAAUGUACAGAGAACAAGUCAAUUUACUUGUGAAUAAGAUCCAGAGAAUGAGUUCAUGAACGGCUAGCGCCUAAUUUCGUGGAGAGAAAAGAGGAAAAGGGUAAUGUGUAGUAAUUGUUUGAGAUUAUUAUGCCUUCCAGCUUGCUGUGAUACCAACCGUACAGUAGUAGUUUCUUGAGAUUUAAUGCCUCUCUGGAUAUAUGUUUUGUUUAUCUUGGCAUCAGAUUCUUGAAGUUACCUUGUUAAAUGUAGUCUGUACAAUGACUAAAAGGUUGUAUAGUCAAUUUUCUCAAGCUGACCUCAGUGGAACUUCCAAAGAAUUUUGAAAUUUCUGAUUGAGAUAAAGUACUAAUAAAUUUUCUUUUUCAGCAUGU
Messenger RNA from Prosopis cineraria, 3565 nucleotides. RefSeq names its product golgin candidate 5-like. The record is from RefSeq and is a predicted model, not a curated record. Lineage: Eukaryota; Viridiplantae; Streptophyta; Magnoliopsida; Fabales; Fabaceae.